Messenger RNA from Leptosomus discolor (cuckoo roller), 831 nucleotides. NCBI's taxonomy places the organism in Eukaryota, Metazoa, Chordata, Aves, Leptosomiformes, Leptosomidae. The record is from RefSeq and is a predicted model, not a curated record.
AUGCAGAGUAAGCUCACAGCUGCAGGGCAGGGAGCCAGGGUUCCAGUAGAGCCCUCCUCCUUGCUGGACAGCAUGCUGGGCAGCCUCACCCGGGACUUGCAGGAGCUGGGCAUCACAGCGGCCCCCGCUGCCAUCUGCGCCGCCUGCUGCAAGCCUGUCGCCAGCAAGGUGCUCACGGCCCUGGGCAAAGCCUGGCACCCUGAGCACUUCACCUGCGCCCGCUGUGGGCAGGAGCUGGGUGGCCAGCCCUUCUUUGAGCGGGGCGGGCUGGCAUACUGUGAGGAGGACUACCACCAGUCCUUCUCCCCACGCUGCGCCUACUGCGCUGGCCCCAUCCAUGAGAAAGUCCUCACGGCCCUGGACCAGACCUGGCACCCCGAGCACUUCUUCUGUGCCCACUGUGGGAAGGUGUUUGGGGAUGAUGGUUUUCACGAGCGGAACGGGAAGCCGUACUGCCGCCAGGACUUCCUGGCCAUGUUUGCCCCAAAAUGCCAGGGCUGUGAGCGCCCCGUGACGGACAAUUACCUGUCGGCCUUGCAGGGCGUCUGGCACUCCGAGUGCUUCGUGUGCGUGGAGUGCCUGAGCAGCUUCACCAGCGGCUCCUUCUUCGAGCUGUUUUUUUUCGCGCUUCACUUCCCCCAGCGGCGGGGCAGUAUCUGCCACGACUGCGGCCGCCCCGUGACCGGCCGGUGUGUCACAGCCGCGGGACACAAGUACCACCCUGAGCACUUCAUCUGCACCUACUGCCUGGGUCAGCUGCAGAAAGGCACCUUCCGCGAGCGCGGCAACAAAAUGUACUGCCAGGCCUGCCAUGACAAGCUCUUCCUCUGA